Molecule: messenger RNA, 1563 nt
Organism: Pseudocercospora fijiensis CIRAD86
Lineage: Eukaryota; Fungi; Ascomycota; Dothideomycetes; Mycosphaerellales; Mycosphaerellaceae
Exons: 3
Coding region: 16-1497 (493 amino acids)
Biological process (GO): transmembrane transport
Cellular component (GO): membrane
Molecular function (GO): transmembrane transporter activity
Source: RefSeq, a predicted model, not a curated record
AAAGCCGGCACUGCGAUGGACAGGCGAGAUAUGGCUCGUAUGGGAAAGACACAGGAAUUGAAGCGAAAUUUCAGCUUUAUCCCGAUCUUCGGGUUUGCGGCAGUGUUGAUGAUGACUUGGGCGUCAGUGUUGAGCUCGGUCAGCUAUAUUCUCCCAAAUGGCGGUCUUCCGGCAAUGAUCUGGAUCUACAUUGUUACGCUGUUCGGCUUCGGCUGUGCGAUUUUGUCCAUGGCAGAGAUGGCAUCAAUGGCACCGACGAGUGGAGGACAGUAUCAUUGGGUCUCCGAAUUUGCCCCUCCGUCUUUCCAGAAGAUCAUGAGUUAUCUUGUUGGCUGGUUUUGUGUGUUGGGGUGGCAAGCAGGAAUUGCAGGCCAAUGCUUCACAGUCGCAACACAAGUCCAGGGCCUGAUCGUGCUCAAUGAUGCAACCUACAUUCCGAAGGCAUGGCAUGGUGUCCUCCUAACGAUUGCCACCGCCUCAGUCUCCGUGAUCUUCAACAGCUUCCUCGCCCGCAAGCUACCGCUCCUGGAAGGCCUCAUCCUGAUUCUCCUGGUUUUCGGCUUCUUUGCAAUUCUCAUCCCUCUCUGGGUCUUUGCCCCGAAGCAAUCCAGCGCUGCAGUAUGGACGGAAUGGACGCAGAUUGCUGACUGGCCAUCGAUGGGCGUCGCUGGACUUGUCGCCUUCACUGGUCCCAUCUACGCCCUGAUUGGUCCAGAUUCUUGCGUGCACAUGGCAGAGGAAGUCAAGGAUGCUUCGCGGACCAUCCCCUGGGCUAUGGUGUCGACCUUGGUCCUCAACGGCUUGACUGGUCUGGUCAUGGCUAUCACCUUCGCCUACUGCAUUGGGCCCAUUGAUGCAGCUCUGACGCCCGCGUACAACUUCGCCUUUAUUGGCACCUUCUACAACGCCACUCAGUCGCACGCGGGUACAACGGUGAUGACGUGCAUCAUCACGGUCAUCACUCUCUGCUCGGCUAUCAGCAAUGUUGCAACUGCUUCGCGCCAGAUGUUCGCAUUCGCACGAGACAACGGUCUUCCGUUUGCACGAUUCGUCAGCUACGUGCGCCCAGGCUGGGACAUUCCAUUCAACGCCGUCAUGAUCUGCUUCAUCUGCACAGCGCUGCUCUCCUUGAUCAACCUCGGCAGUAUCGUGGCCUUCAACGCCAUCCUCUCGAUUGGUGUCGUCGCGCUGCUGACAUCUUACAUGACAUCCAUGGGCUGCAUCCUCCUAAAACGUAUCCGAGGAGAGCAGCUCUUGCCGCGUCGCUGGAGCUUGGGAGUCCCUUUCGGCUGGUUUUGCAAUGUCGUCGGACUCUGCUACAUCAUCCUCGCGUACAUUUUCGCAUUUUUCCCACUUUUCAACCACCCGACACUGUCGACCAUGAACUGGGCUUCGGCUGUAUAUGGUGGCGUGGGAGUCGUGGCCAGCAUUUAUUACUUGCUGUUUGCACGCAAGACGUAUGUGCCGCCGGUAGCGCGGCUGGCGAAAGAUCUGUAGCGAUUUGAUUUUGCGAUAAUACCCAGAGUAGCUGUUCCAGUAUCCAGAGCAUGAGUACAUGAGUUC